This is a messenger RNA of Fraxinus pennsylvanica, 471 nucleotides long. The record is from the annotation of a GenBank genome assembly. Lineage: Eukaryota; Viridiplantae; Streptophyta; Magnoliopsida; Lamiales; Oleaceae.
AUGGCGAUUUCCUCACUGCAAAAACUCGCCUCUCAAAUUACGAAAAAUCCCUCUUUCGCCCUAUCAUCUCGCGCCAUAAUUACCCGAUCAUCCGCCUCCACUUCUGCCAAGGUCUCGGAUCGACUUGUCAAGCUUUUCGCAGUGGAUCCGGACGGCAUCAAGCGCCAGAUAGCUGCGCUCUCGGGUCAAACCCUUCUCAAGGCCUUGACCAACCAGGGUUUAAUUGACCCGGACUCCCACCGUCUUGAAGAGAUCGAUGCGUGCUCGGCCGAAUGCGAGGUGCACAUCGCCCAGGAAUGGCUCGAGAAGCUACCCCCUCCUACUUAUGACGAGCAGUAUGUAUUGAGGAGGAAUUCUCGUUCUAGGGUCAUGAAUAAGCACGCCAGGCUCGGUUGCCAGGUGGUUCUCACUCAGGAGCUGCAAGGUAUGGUAGUUGCCGUGCCUGAGCCCAAGGCGUGGGACAUUCCGUAA